GCAGUGAACAGCUUGGGAACGCCAGAACCGUAGAAGAAGAAACCGGCUGUUAUUAUUCUCACUGUCGGGUCUCCAUCAUAGACUGUAUAAAGGUCUUUAUCCAGCAUCUUGUUAACAUAACUUCUGAAAACUAGACCGUCGGGAGCAAGCUGUUUCAUUUUGGUUGGAAGGAUCAAGAGAGGCUCCCCUUCAUGCGUUUGCUGCAGGAAUAAGGAUGGCAGGCAGAGGCAGGCUGGUGCCCUGUGUGUGUCUGGGUUUUUUUGGUGUCCUGUGCUGGGUCUGGGUCUCCUUUGCCUCCUUUCCAGACGAACAGCUUCCCCUGGAGGCCUGGGAUGCAGUGGACCGAGGAGCCUUUCAGCCUCAGAGUGCUCUAUCAGACAUGGAGUUUGCCUCCAUCAGCUCAUACACAGGACCUGGCAACAGUGACCGUCGCAGCAACAAAGAGCUGCCCAUUCUCCUCUGGUGGAGUGGGGGACUUUUCCCACAUUUUCCCGGUGACACUGAACGCAUCGACUGUGGCACAUCAUCCUGCCUGGUCACAAACAACCGCAAGGUCCAGCUGUACAAACGGACAGCAUCCAUCAUCUUUUAUGGAACAGACUUCAGGGCAUAUGAGGCUCCACUCCCUCGUCUCCGCCACCAGACCUGGGCACUGUUCCAUGAAGAGUCACCCAUGAAUAACUACUUCCUCUCCCAUGGCCCAGGGAUCAGGCUGUUCAACUACACAGCCACGUUUCGUAGAGAGUCAGACUAUCCAUUGACCCUGCAGUGGCUGCCAUCUCUUGACUACCUGCUGGAGCCUGUGGCUGUGACCCUAGAGGAGAAGAACCGGUUGAGGAGGGAGGGCUUGGCUCCUGUUCUUUAUAUGCAGUCUCACUGCGAUGUGCCGUCAGACAGAAACAGAUACGUCCAGGAGCUCAUGAAGUACAUUCAGGUUGACUCAUACGGUAAAUGCCUGAACAACAAACCUCUACCUGACCGUCUGGAGGACACUGCCACAGCUACUGGAGAAGAGCGAAGCUUCAUGAAUUUCGUUGCUCGCUACAAGUUUCACCUAGCACUGGAGAACGGCCUGUGUCCAGAUUACAUGACUGAGAAGCUGUGGCGGCCCCUCCAUCAAGGCUGCGUGCCCGUCUAUCGAGGCUCAUCUGUGGUGGCAGACUGGAUGCCGAACGACCACUCUGCUAUCGUCAUCGAUAACUUCCCCUCACCGAAAGCUCUUGGUGACUUCCUCAAACGUCUGGAUGAGAAAGAUGAGGAGUAUGCAAAAUAUUUAGAGUUUAAGAACUUCAAGAGGAUAACUAAUGCUCGUUUGCUGGAGGCUCUGGAGACACGUGAGUGGGGGGUUAACGACAUGAGUAAGCCGAACUAUCUCAAUGGAUUUGAGUGUUAUGUGUGUGAUCAGGAGAAUGCAAGACUGGCAGCAGAACGAGCCUAUAGGAAAGCACCUACGAAGAACAAACCACCUCAGUCCAAAAUGGCCAACAACUCUCACAUGGGGUGCCCUCUGCCUAGCCCAGGGUACGGAGAUGUCAAAGAUUUACCUGCAGAUGAUGGAUGGUUGCAAAUAUGGCCGCAGGAUUACUGGCAGAGCCUGGACCAAGCGGAGGGGCUGGAGUCCCUGAUAAGACAUAACGAGUCAGACCCUUCGCUCCUGUGGAAGCACAUCCAAAACAUUGCUGUGAGCAGAGCCAGAGGAAAACACUGACACAGGCCUUGAAACAAACAGAGGAUGGCGCACGUCCAGGAUUACAGGGGUGUCCCAUAUUAUGCAUCCCCUCGGUUUAAAUGAGGGGAAUGAGGCAGAAAUGACUCAUCUUUCUGCACCUGAGCCAAAACCCCUUCACCCUUACAAGCAGUUUGGUUACACUCUAACAGAUUUAGAUACUGUAUGCAGCUGAUAUGAAGGUUUUGUCCUUUAUACUUAAUUCAAUAAUGAGAAAGUAAUGUUAUUAAGUGCUAAAUGCUGAUGUUACCAAGUCAUUUCAUCACUUUAACAGAGGGUCCAUUAUUGCUCAUGUUCCGCUUUGCAUUGUUAACAUUAACUGCAUGUGGUGCAGUUGUUCCACAGAGGCACAUUCUCAUGGGAGGCAGCUUUUCAUUGGAUUGGGGCAGAGCCACAGACUUGUCCCCUGCAUCAAGGGAGCUGUACCUAACUGUGUGUGAAGACCAUCAAGACAGUAGCCACUGAGCUGCAUUUGCUUCUGUACAGUUCCUCUGCAGGUUGCUAAUGGUUAUUAAAAGUCACAUUUAUAUGUACACAGCUUUUUAACUGACUUUGCAAGGGAAAUAUGAUUCCACCGAGGAGUGAAGCCAGGAAAAUGUAGAGUUAAGUACAUUUCCCUGUGGAAAAUCUCCACUGUAAUUGCAAAGCAGUGCUCAGGAAACUCAUCUGAUGAAUUUCUGUGCCAGACACUUUAUAAUAUGACCCACAACUGUUUUCUGUUACAUGAUGCUGAACAUGUUUGUGUGCAAUAACUUUUUUAUUAUGCUUUUGUAAAAUAUGUUACUGCUUGACUCCAUUGACAGCCAUGUUUUUCUACUAGCACACCGCCUUGUAUCACAUAUUUGUACCAGUGUUUUAUAAAUCAUUUUAUUUUCUUAACAAACCAUCAUACAUGAUAACAAACUGUUUUGUAUGAGGAAGAACAAAAGAAGUAAACAUUUUGUAACAAAGUAA
Molecule: messenger RNA, 2680 nt
Organism: Notolabrus celidotus (New Zealand spotty)
Lineage: Eukaryota; Metazoa; Chordata; Actinopteri; Labriformes; Labridae
Gene: pofut4
Product: fucosyltransferase 11 (alpha (1,3) fucosyltransferase)
Exons: 5
Coding region: 215-1708 (497 amino acids)
Cellular component (GO): Golgi membrane
Molecular function (GO): alpha-(1->3)-fucosyltransferase activity
Source: RefSeq, a predicted model, not a curated record